AUGACCUCAGCGUUCCUUCGGAAUGACCCAACACCUCCAGAGAAUCAGUUGCGAACAGUCGACCCAUGGAAAAGAAGAGUGCAAUUUGGAAAACCAACAAUUCAGAGGUUCGAAGAGCCACAGAAGAAGGUGUUUUAUGCGCCAGAAUGGGAAUUCAAAAACAGAAGAAACGAGGAUAAGGAAUAUAAUCCGGCCAAAGAGUAUGGAAUGACUCCAGAAAAAUGGGAAUAUCAAAAUAAUGUGAGCUUUUUGACAAGUUUGAUAUAAAAAUUCUAAAAUUUAGGCAGUAAUCGGUCUAAUCUUUAGGUUGUAUGGCCAGCGGGUCACAUUGUCCCAGAAACUGGACUUCCAAAAGCAGCAGAGGUCUUUCAUUGCGUUGAAAAUAUUCAUUCGUCGACUAGAAAAAUGUUUUACGCAUGCCAAUUUGCCUGGAGGAUGAAUGUGGACGACGCGAUUUCACAACUAAAAUUCAAGCUGGGAAAAGUGAGUUGAGUUUCAACUUGGUUUUUUUGUUUUUAGGGAGCUGCUUGGAGAGCUAUUUAUCAUCAAGUACAAUAUAACCAGCGUAAUUUUAGACGUCCCUAAUCCUGGCCAGCGCUCUAGAAGAGGCCAAGAGCCGAGCAGAGACCGAAUUCUACAUUAACAACCCGUCAGAGAUGUUUGUCGCAGAAUGCUUUGCCAUUCAAUGCAGAAUCUUGAAGAGUUACAAAAGACACGCUCGAGAAAAUUGGAACAAAACUCGCCAUCGAUACGUCCAUUUGUUUGUGCGAUUAGAGGAGGGAGUCGCGCCACAACACAAACGAGCCGUACCAAUCCCCCAUGGAUGGGAUAAAAUGCGAGAUUAUUACGCUUAUCUUAGGUCCCGAGAGGUCCGGUAUUCAAUUUAGGAAGAAAUUGUUAUUGUUUUCAAUAAAUUGUUGAGUAGUUUGAUGUGUUUUGGGAGGUAUAAGGGACUUUUCGUUGUUUCGACAGAGUAUUGGAAGGUUGUUAUAUUGUUUUAGAUGUAUUAAUUGUUGGUUUAGAUGGUGAAUAUCGAUCAGACCGAAGGAUUCGAGCUCUCCCCGUUGGAACAAAACGCUUUGGAGCGAAGAAAACGCCUUGAGGAUCUACGGAAAAGAACUUUGGAGAAGAGGAGGAAUGGAAAUGCGGAUGAUGAAGAGGGUCCGUUAAUGUAAGAUUUGAUCUUGAUAUUGGUCAUUGAAUUUUAGGCUCUUAAACCCGAGGUCUUAUAAGACAGUCACCUCAAAUAUUAUCAACGUGGGCGACGAGGUUCGAGAUGUUCUUCAGAAGACGGAACAAGAUAUUCAGACAAUUAUUGAUGAUGCAAAGAACAUCCAGUUGGGAGAUGACUUGGUAUGUCAUGGAUAAUAUGGCAUUAUCAUUUUAAUUUUAGGAUAUCUCCGUGUUGGCCCCAAAGAAAGUGGAUUGGGAUCUGAAAAGAGGAAUUCAGGAAGAUUUGGAUAAGCUGGAAAGGAGAACGAACAGAGCCAUCGUUCAGAUUGUCAGUAAGUAGAUUAGACAUGAUGGUUUGAGACAAAAAGCGAUUGUUUUUAUAGUUGUUUGUGUUGGAAAUUUGAUGAGAACGAUAGAUUCUUUUAUUGCUUUACAUUAUUUAUUAUUUUGAUCUUAUUGGAUAACUUUUUUUUAAUCUUGUUUUAGAAAUUAAGUCAUCUUCUUGAUAGCUAUGUAAUUUUGAGUUUAUUCAAUGUUUUUUUCAGGACAGCGCCUACAAAGAGAAAAGGACCUGGACCUCGCUAAGACUGUUGACAUGAUUCAAGAGAAAGACACGGCCUCGCUCCGUCAUUAA
Messenger RNA from Bursaphelenchus xylophilus (pine wood nematode), 1807 nucleotides. NCBI's taxonomy places the organism in Eukaryota, Metazoa, Nematoda, Chromadorea, Rhabditida, Aphelenchoididae. The record is from the annotation of a GenBank genome assembly.